Molecule: messenger RNA, 1348 nt
Organism: Monomorium pharaonis (pharaoh ant)
Lineage: Eukaryota; Metazoa; Arthropoda; Insecta; Hymenoptera; Formicidae
Product: COMM domain-containing protein 4
Exons: 9
Coding region: 249-815 (188 amino acids)
Source: RefSeq, a predicted model, not a curated record
UUAUUGCAAUAUAAACAUAAAUAACAUAGAUUAAUAUGAAUAAUAUAUGUUUUUAAUUUUUACCGAUAACAGAUUAAAAGGAUGUUUUCUCAUUUAUUUUAGUUAACUUAUCGACUGGAUAGAAAUGUCACAAUCUUAACCUUCUCCGCUUCGGCAAGUGUUGGUCAGUGUUAAUUUUCACAGUUGUCAUUGUUUACCAGGUGCAAGAAGCGGAGCUAGUGUGAAUACGAACUAACAAGUUAACAAAAAUGAGAUUCAGAUUUCUCGGCGAUGGCGAUUGUCCAGACUGGUUGCUGGCGGAAAUUAAUACGCUUUCACGAAUGACUUCAAUUAAAAUGAAAAUGCUAGGUCAAGCAGUGGCUAAAUAUUUGACCGAAGGGGAACUUGAUGAGGAAAAAGUAAAAAAAAUCACGCAAGACACCAAACUUGAUGUAAGCGACGCGAAGGCAAUGGUAGCUGCCCUCGAAUUAAUAUUCACGUCUUCCGCCCGAUAUGGCGUUUCCGCCGCUGACUUGAGCAGCGAACUGCAACAAUUGGGACUUCCACGAGAACAUAGUACAGCUGUAGCGAGGCUUCAUACAGAUCACUGUUCCCAAAUCACGAUUGUUCUUUCAUCUCAAUCUUUAAGAGUCAAUCGCUUAUCCUCUAUCGAAGUUCUACCUUGCGACAGCUCGUCGCCUGUUUCUGCCAUAACAUUAAAACUGAAGAAAAUAGAUGGAAAAGAGGAAGAUACCACUAUAAAUAUAUCUAAAGAUGAUGUGCAAAUGUUAUUAAAGGAAUUGAAAAGAGCACGUGCGCUAAUGGAAAAUCUGUGAAAUAUUAAAUAGAAUAACAAUAGUUGCAUUAUUUUGCCCUUCUAAUUUCUGUUUCCUAAAUUGAUCAGAGGAAUUGAGGAAAAUCAAGCGCAGAUUAAGCUGAUCAUCGAAUAAUUUACUUUUAUUCUCUUAGUAAAUGAAUAUACAAAGUUUACAUUUAGUUUAGUGGUUUAUAUGAUGCAUUGAAUAAUAUUGAUACGUUAUGACGAUAAUAAUGUCGCAGUUAAUAAUCACGCUUGUCAUUCUUCCCUCUGCCUUUGUUGCGUUUAUACACGUAUUUGAGCACGAUGUGUUCAAAGAGAACAUAUUGAAUCUAAAGUAUCGAAGUUAAAGCGUGCGCAAAGAAUAAUGCAGAAUCAUUCAAAAUUCGAAUUUUCCAUCCAUAUAUUAAUCUUCAUUCUUUUACUUUUUUUCGAUCCGCUGUGAGGCCGCAUUUCGAAGAUACACAUCCAAUUGAACGAAAUCAUGAUGAUAUGAAGAAACGAACAUUUUGUAGACGAAGGGAGGAGAAAACAUGUUUAAAUAAACAAAAA